ACCGUCCAUUGGUUGGAACAGGCGCUGGGUGCGUUUCGUCUCGCGGCCGCGUACGCCGUAGCUUCCUGAACCACAGCGGAUACUGGAGAAUAAAAAUGCUGGUCCUGGUGCUUGGAGACCUUCACAUCCCUCACCGGUGCAACACACUGCCGGCCAAGUUCAAGAAGCUGCUGGUUCCGGGUAAGAUCCAGCACAUCCUCUGCACAGGCAAUCUGUGCACCAAGGAGAGCUAUGACUACCUGAAGACGCUGGCAGGGGAUGUGCACAUUGUUCGAGGUGACUUUGAUGAGAACCUUAACUACCCAGAGCAGAAAGUGGUCACAGUGGGCCAGUUCAAGAUUGGCUUGAUCCACGGGCACCAGGUUAUCCCAUGGGGGGAUGUGGCCAGUCUUGCCCUCCUCCAGAGGCAGCUGGAUGUGGACAUCCUCAUCUCUGGACACACACACAAAUUUGAGGCUUUUGAAAACGAGAACAAGUUCUACAUCAAUCCCGGCUCUGCAACUGGGGCAUACAGCGCACUUGAGAGCAACAUCAUUCCAUCCUUUGUUCUCAUGGACAUCCAAGCCUCUACAGUGGUCACAUAUGUCUACCAGCUCAUUGGAGAUGAUGUCAAGGUGGAGAGGAUUGAAUACAAGAAGUCUUAAAAAAAAAAAAAAAAAU
Scleropages formosus (Asian bonytongue) is the source of this 660-nucleotide messenger RNA. It is a transcript of the gene vps29, whose product is annotated as VPS29 retromer complex component. Gene Ontology annotation, cellular component: retromer complex. Lineage: Eukaryota; Metazoa; Chordata; Actinopteri; Osteoglossiformes; Osteoglossidae. The coding region runs from base 96 to 644 and encodes 182 amino acids. The record is from RefSeq and is a predicted model, not a curated record. Gene Ontology annotation, biological process: retrograde transport, endosome to Golgi. The transcript is spliced from 4 exons.